Messenger RNA from Sander lucioperca (pikeperch), 1880 nucleotides. Its product is annotated as palmdelphin-like. The record is from RefSeq and is a predicted model, not a curated record. Gene Ontology annotation, biological process: regulation of cell shape. Lineage: Eukaryota; Metazoa; Chordata; Actinopteri; Perciformes; Percidae. The transcript has 9 exons. Gene Ontology annotation, cellular component: membrane; cytoplasm. The coding region runs from base 50 to 1651 and encodes 533 amino acids.
CCUCGGGACGAGGCACAGCCUUGCAGCCUCAGAGGGAGAGACAAGCAGAAUGGAGGAGGCUGCCCUGCUGAAGGAGAGGCUCCACGCCAUCACCGAGAAGCGUCGCAUUCAGGAAGACAUCAGGCAGAGGAAACUGGAACUGGACCAAGAAAAACUCAAUCUCCAGCAUCUAAAGAAGAAAGUUCUGAGAGAGCAGUGGCUGCUCCAAGACUCAGCUUCCCACAAUGCAGCAGGCUCUGACCAUCAGCAGACCAGAGCACUGCAGCUCAACAUCAACAGGAUAGAAAUGGAGGUGGAGUCUCUGGAGGGACAGGAGUCGAUGAUUUCUGCCAAAGAAAGUUUCAUCCUCAACAGACUAAAGGCUGUGGAGAAAAGUCCAGGGGACAUUAUCAAGGAGGCCCAGGACAACUUUGUUCCAAAGCCAUUCCAUGUCCCAGAAUUCCUCUCUCCACCAGCCAACCAACUCCCUGAACCAAACACACCAAGAAAGACUCUAUUUGCCAUGGAGGUCAAUGUGAGUAAAGACCUGUUGACUGGGACGAGCACGGUGCUUUCUACUGCAACAGUUCCUCCGGAAGCGUUAGAGCAACACACCGGGCGCAAGGUCUACGACGAUGGCAGGAAGUGUGUUUACGCCUUGAAUUCACAAGAGAGCUGUGAGUCGCAGCUGUCAGCCAGUGAGGUGGAACAUUUGCUGAGAAGCGCCACAGUACAUCGCCAAGCAAAGCACCGGAACCCCGGCGGGAGGGAGGAGCAUUGCUUUUACCACCACCAAGAUGAGAGAGACACAGUGGGAAGGGUUGACCUCAGAAAGCAGCGAGCAUAUCUGGCUAACCGUCUCCUCGGAAACAACAUGGCGGAGAAAGACUUGAGCUGCAGGGAGACGUGGCAGAGGAAACCAGGGCCAGAGCAUUGCUGUGCUCAGCUUGAGAGCCAUUACAGACGGCACCAAGAGAGGAAUAACCAAAGCAAUAACCUUGGCAACCACAAGGGGGCGGGGCAGCACUAUGGCAACCAGAACAAUGGUCACUCCAAUUCCUACCCAGUGAAAAACGGUCACAGUGUUGCUAGCCACCACACGCGCAGCAGCAUCCCAAGCAACAGUGUGGCCAAUGGAGGCCCUCCUCCCAGGUCACAUGACCAGGAAGCAGUGUCAGCCUACCAACCACAGCUCUGCUACACUCCAGCCAAUCAUAUUCCUCUCAGCGAUUACAUCAGCGUGGACGAGGAAGAAGUGUACUGCUACCACAGCCACGAUGCUCUGUGCAGCAGCAGAGUGCCCUCCCCCCUCUACGCAGACGACCCCCCCUACACCAUAAUAAACGCCAUGGAGACCACUGAGCCAAUCACAGCCAUCUUCAUGGGCUUCCAGACGGCGCAGGACGACAGCAUGCCGGCUAAGGAGUGUGAGGACUCGCUGAAGGCAGAGCUGGUCAUCAUUGAGGACGCCGAAGACAGCGAGGACGACCACAGCAUGAAGGAGAAGAAGCUCUACGUCCAGCCUGGGGACAAAAGUUAUUCAAGAGGAAGCUCAGCCAAUGGAAACGUUGGACGGAUGGAGGGAGUUGGAGACAGAUGGACGGAGAGACGGGUGGGACCAGGUAUCAGAAAGAUCCAGAAAAAACACAAAGCCUGCUGUACAGUCUGCUAACAGCACUGACUGACACAUGGCUGAGUGUCCAGUCUACUAACAGGACUGACUGACACAUGGCUGAGUGUCCAGUCUACUAACAGGACUGACUGACACAUGGCUGAGUGUCCAGUCUACUAACAGGACUAACACUGACUGACUCCACAAAUCAACACCACAGCAUUCAUUCCAUACAUGCACCAUUGUUUUGCUUGAUUAUUUUUUUGACAUUUUGUGAAUAAUCCGCUAC